Penicillium expansum is the source of this 693-nucleotide messenger RNA. RefSeq names its product Sodium/calcium exchanger membrane region. Gene Ontology annotation, cellular component: fungal-type vacuole membrane. Gene Ontology annotation, biological process: intracellular calcium ion homeostasis; calcium ion transmembrane transport. The transcript has a single exon. Lineage: Eukaryota; Fungi; Ascomycota; Eurotiomycetes; Eurotiales; Aspergillaceae. The coding region runs from base 1 to 693 and encodes 230 amino acids. Gene Ontology annotation, molecular function: calcium:proton antiporter activity. The record is from RefSeq and is a predicted model, not a curated record.
AUGAUGGUUGUCUUCAUUCUCCUCGCCCUCCCAACUAUAAUGGACGUCUUUCCAUCUGCCAAGGCCACCCCAGAAGACCAAAUCCUCUUGACACAACGCGUAACAGCCAUUAUCCUCGUCAUUCUUCUCCUCACGUUCCUCGUUUUCCGCCUCGGAACCCAUGCAGCCAUGUUCGCCAGCACCCCAUUCAGCCAGCGAGACCACACCCAUAGAGGCCAUCAGUCUCGCCAAAGCCAGAUCAUCGAGGGCCGGAUCCCGCAACCGUAUAUCGGCAAGGAUGCAGCUGCUAUAAUCCUAGCAGCUGCAUCCGGCUCUGCGCUUGCGUGUGCUUAUUACAUAGUCAGCAGUUUGAGUGGCGUUGCUACCAUAACGGGCAUGAACCAGUCUUUCCUUGCCGUGACACUCGUUCCUCUACUCGGGAACUCGGUUAAGUACCGCUCCAUUGUGGUGGGGUCCCGGUCUUACAAUCAGAUCGAGCUUGGGAUCAGGGCGGUUAUCAACAAUGUGUUGCGGGUUACAAUGCUUAUUGCCCCACUGCUGGUUCUUGUUGGUUGGGCUUUUGAUCAGCCGCGUAUUCUUAGGUUUGAUGGUUUUGAGGCUACAACGCUUUUGCUUAGUGUUGUGGUAAUAACUUAUCUAAUCUCUGAUGGGCGGAGUAAUUACUUCGAGGGGUUGAUGUUGAUUGGAACGUGA